Molecule: messenger RNA, 2146 nt
Organism: Dryobates pubescens (Downy woodpecker)
Lineage: Eukaryota; Metazoa; Chordata; Aves; Piciformes; Picidae
Gene: TARS2
Product: threonyl-tRNA synthetase 2, mitochondrial
Exons: 18
Coding region: 17-2116 (699 amino acids)
Biological process (GO): threonyl-tRNA aminoacylation
Cellular component (GO): cytoplasm
Molecular function (GO): threonine-tRNA ligase activity; ATP binding
Source: RefSeq, a predicted model, not a curated record
GGCGUGGCCUACCGCCAUGCCUGUCGCCCGUGGCCCGGCCCGGCUGCUCUUCGCGGGAGUUCCGCGGCGACACCGGGUCUCAGGUCCCGACUCCCGCCUCACCGAGAGCCUCCGUCUCUUCCAGCAGCUGCGAGCGGAGCAAGAGCAGCGGAAUGGAGCCGGUACUGGGACCGGUCCCCCGCCGGGGGCUCCCAUCUGCAUCACCCUGCCUGGGGGCAGCCGCCUGCCCGGCCGGGCCCUGCAGACUACCCCUUUCCAGGUGGCCACGGAGCUGGGUGGUGGCCUGGCAGAGGCAGCUCUGGUGGCCCGGGUGAACGGGACCCUCCAGGACCUCGACCAGCCCCUGGCGAGCGACGCCAGCCUGGAGCUCCUCGACUUCUCCACGCCGGAGGGGCGGGCGGCUUUCUGGCGGUCGGGCGCCUGCGUGCUGGGCGCGGUGGCCGAGCGGUUCUUCAGGGCCACCUUCUGCGGCGCCCAGGCCACCGAGGAUGGCUUCUUCUGCGACCUCCACAUGGGGGACAGGACGGUGCAGCGCAGCGAGCUGCCGGCGCUGGAGGACGCCUGUGCCGCCUUCGCCCGCGCCAGGCACCGCUUCGAGCGUCUGGAGGCCACCCGCCGGCAGCUCCGUGAGCUCUUCCAGCACAACAGCUUCCAGCUGCAGCAGAUUGAGGAGGAGGUGACGUCCCCAACAGCCAGUGUCUACAGGUGCGGCCCCCUGCUCCACAUCUGCCCAGGACCCCUGCUCCGGCACACAGGGCUCAUCUCCGCUCUCCGCGUCCUGACGGGGCCAGGGGCGCUGCAGCAGGGGCUGGGGGCGCAGCAGUGGCUGCAGCGGGUGGCUGCCGUCGCCUUCCCCAGCGCCCAGCUGUUGGCAGCCUGGCAGCAGGCGCAGGACGAGGCCGCGCUGCGGGACCACCGGCGCAUCGGGCGGGAGCAGGAGCUUUUCUUCUUCCACAAGCUCAGCCCUGGCAGCUGCUUCUUCCUGCCCCGCGGUGCCCACAUCUACAACACCCUGGUUGAGUUCAUCAGGAGCGAGUACCGGGCCAGGGGCUUCUCAGAGGUGGUGACCCCCAACCUCUUCAGCCCUGAGCUGUGGGAGCAGUCAGGGCACUGGCAGCACUACAGCGCCAACAUGUUCACCUUCACCGCCGGCACCGAGACCCUCUCCCUCAAACCCAUGAACUGCCCAGCCCACUGCCUGAUGUUCGCCCACCGGCCGCGCUCCUGGCGGGAGCUGCCCCUGCGCCUGGCCGACUUCGGCGUCCUGCACCGCCACGAGCCCCCAGGCAGCCUGGCAGGGCUCACCCGGGUCCGGCGCUUCCAGCAGGACGAUGCCCACAUCUUCUGCACCAUGGAGCAGCUGGAGGCCGAGAUCGAUGCCUGCCUGGACUUCAUCCGCUCUGUUUACUCCGUCCUGGGCUUCUCCUUCCGCCUGGCGCUGGCCACUCGCCCCCCUGGCUUCCUGGGGGACCCUGAGGCCUGGGACCGUGCUGAGCAGCAGCUGGAACGGAGCCUUCGCACCUUUGGCCAGCCCUGGGAGCUGGCUCCAGCUGAUGGAGCCUUUUAUGGCCCCAAGAUUGACAUCCGGAUCCGGGACGCGCUGGGCAGGCAGCACCAGUGUGGCACCAUCCAGCUGGACUUCCAGAUGCCAGAGAGGUUUGAGCUGGAGUAUGCCAGCGCGGCAGGGGCGGCGGCGCGGCCGGUGCUGAUCCACCGCGCGGUGCUGGGCUCCGUCGAGCGCAUGGUCGCUGUGCUGGCCGAGAGCUGCGGCGGCCGCUGGCCCUUCUGGCUGUCCCCGCUGCAGGCUGUGGUCAUCCCCCAGGCACCGGAGGUGGAGGAUUAUGCCCGGGAGGUGCAGGCUGUGCUGCAGGGGGAGGGCAUCCUGGCAGACCUGGAUGGGGACGUGGGAGCCACCCUGGCCAGGAAGAUCCGCAGGGCACAGCUCGCCCACUACAACUUCCAGCUGGUGGUGGGGCCGCGGGAGCGCGCGCGCGGCACCGUCAGCGUCCGCACGAGGCAGAACCGGCGGCUGGGGGAGGUGGAGCUGCGGAGGCUGCUGCGGAGGCUGCGGGAGCUGCGCGACGGCCGCGUCCCCGACGCCGAGGAGAGCUUCUGACCACCCCCCCACACCCCCUCCCCGGACACC